Messenger RNA from Aplosporella prunicola CBS 121167, 1551 nucleotides. RefSeq lists its product as uncharacterized. The transcript has 6 exons. The coding region runs from base 45 to 1175 and encodes 376 amino acids. Lineage: Eukaryota; Fungi; Ascomycota; Dothideomycetes; Botryosphaeriales; Aplosporellaceae. The record is from RefSeq and is a predicted model, not a curated record.
GCUACAACAGCAACCUCGUCGACCCUCCUUCCAAGGCCUAUCAGAUGACAAUAUGCAACAUCGUCUGUGCUUGCAUCGUCCUCUUCUUCGUCUCGCUGCGCCUGUACACCAGAACCCGCAUUGUCAACUACAUGGGCCCGGAUGACUACAUCCUCCUGUUCGCCUUGGCGAUAUGGUUCACUGAUAUGUCGCUGUUCCAGGUGCUGACGCAAUGGGGUAUGGGAAAACAUCUGUGGGACGUCAGCCAGGCCAUAUUGUCCCCUGGCUUCCUCAGGCUUUGGGUCAUUGCCGCCAUCGUGUAUAGCGGUGCCAUCCUCUUCAUCAAACUGUCCAUCCUUUUCUUCUACCGCCACCUUUUCCCCGUCGAUCAAUUCAGCUUGAAAUGGUGGCUGGUUACGAUUUUCACCGUCGGUUACUCCGUCGGUGGCAUUUGUGCGUCACUGUUUGCGUGCACGCCCAUGAGGGCAAGCUGGGAUAUGAAUAUUAAAGAGUACCACUGCAUCGACAAGUCCGCCUUCUACAUCGUCAAUGCAGUCCUCAACAGCUUCAGUGAUCUACUCAUUCUCGCCCUGCCACUUCCCGUCGUCUGGAAAUUGGGCCUCGACACAAGGCAGAAGAUCACUCUGUCCAUCGUGUUCACUUUGGGAUCGCUCUCAUGCAUCAUCAGUAUUGUCCGUCUAAAGGCCAUCAUUCUGUACAUGAGACACGCCGACCGUGACAUCACGUACGAUCUCCAGGAGAUUUGCCUGUGGUCGGAGAUCGAAACGACUGUAUGCAUGGUCUGCGCCUGCGUGCCGACCCUCCGCCCCUUCAUGCGCCGCCACUUCGGUUUCUUCGCCUCCAUGGACAGCGGUCCGUCAAGCACGCCUAAUAAGCGUGACCCGCUGGACAAAACCGUCGGAAGAGACAACCACAAUAGGAAGUUCUUCAGCGCCAACAUGUACGCAAAGUCCCGCGCCAGAGGAGAGGACCUCGAGCUCAGAUUCCAGAAGAAUGCCGGAGAAGCUAUCGUGACUGUCUCGGAUUCAAGGGACUACGACGCCGAGAGUACCGACCGGAUCAUCGACGUCGAAAGGGGCAGUUCAGAGUGCGAGGACGAGCGAGAGUGCCGAGAGAAUCCCUUUGGCAUCAAGGUACAACAAUCGUACCAAGUCUCGAGCAGUCUAGCACGAUGAUACCCCUUUGUUUUCUUUCAUUUUCUUUUGUUCAUAUUCACUCUUAAUUACCCAAAAAGCGGGCGUUUCAUGUGAGUUAUAGCUACGAUGUAGAUGUCUUAUUAUACCAAGAUAGCCACGGCUGCACCAUUGUUUGAUUCAUUAAGAAUCUAAACGCAUCAAACAAAAAUAAAUACAAAUUGAAAGAUAUAAUCAAGCUCGUUCAUGGGAGGGGAAAGGGUCGUGAGGAGACAAUUGACUUUGCAUUUAGCUCAGAACAAGCUUUCUGGCAGAAGCGGGCGGGACCAAACAGGGGUUAAAUCCACAAAAAUUGCUUCUUACCAUGGUCAUGGGUGGCAGCAGGCCCACAUGAUACACGGGGAUUGAAAAAGCAAAG